AAAAAGAAAAUAAAAAAGUUUAUGAUUAUAUUAUCUUCUUCUUGUGCCUUAUUUCUUCUUCUCUCUCCCUCCUUACAUGUAUUUAUAAAAACCUUGUGUUACAUCUUCAUAAUUGGUUUGUCUACUUGACAAAUUAAUUCAUUUCUUCUCCUACUCAUGACUCAUGACUCAUGACUCAUCACACAUUACAUAACAUGUAUGCACACAUUGCAUAUAUGCAUUUAUAUAUAAUGUAACACAAUAUUGUUUUUGUUGAGGCAAUUCCAUUAUAGAUACCUAGUUUGUGUUUGGUUAUAGACUUUAUAAUCUCUAAUUAUCUUUUCUUCUAUAUAUUCAUCUUGAAAUGGCACAAUUGCCACCCAAGAUUCCAAUUCCAAACAUGACACAAACUUGGCCAGAAUUUUCUUCACACCAAAAAAUGCCUACCCUUAAAACCAUGUCACCAAAUGUUAAUUCAGCACACCAAAACCCUUCAUGGGUGGACGAAUUUCUCGACUUCUCGUCGGCGAGAAGAGGGGCCCACAGGCGGUCGGCGAGCGACUCAGUGACGUUUGUAGAGGCGUCAAUGAUGGAGCAUUGUCGCCGCAGUGAGUUUGAAAGGUUUGAUGAUGAACAAUUGAUGUCGAUGUUUAAUGACGAUGUUUCGGAGAAUCCUAUGAUGUCACAACCACCUGUAGCAGCAGCCACAUUGUGUUCUAAUUCUAACCCUUCAACUCCUUCUGAUAAUAACAGCAUCAAUGAUGAGAAAGAGGUGGAUGAAAAGCAGCAACAUCUAGAAUUGAAGCAUGAAUCAGAUGAGGAUGAAAUUAGUGAAUGCAAACAGGAAAUUGCUCAAGUUGUCAAUGAUGAUGACAAUAAUAAUAAUAAUUCAAAUACAAGUUCAAGUCAGAAAAUUACUGACCCCAAAAGGGUCAAAAGAAUAUUGGCAAAUAGACAAUCGGCUCAAAGAUCAAGAGUUAGGAAGCUGCAAUACAUAUCAGAGCUAGAGCGAAGUGUUACUUCAUUACAGGCAGAAGUUUCUGUACUAUCUCCAAGGGUUGCAUUUUUGGAUCAUCAGAGGUUGCUUCUAAAUGUUGAUAACAGUGCUCUCAAGCAAAGAAUCGCUGCCCUCGCCCAAGACAAAAUCUUCAAAGAUGCUCAUCAAGAGGCAUUGAAAAGGGAGAUAGAGAGGCUAAGGCAAGUGUAUCACCAACAAAACAUCAAGAAGAUGGAAAAUAAUGCUACAGGGUCACCAUCACCAAAACCACGAUGUGAUAAUGAUACUCACAUUGAAAAAGAACAUCUUAUCAAUGUUUGAAUUUAACCCUCCCACAAGCAAGAUACAUGAAUUAUGAUCUUAAUUGUUCUUUGAUUCUUUUUUAUUCUAUUGAAGAAAGAAAAAAGGGAAAAAGAAGUUGUAAUGUAAUGAAUGGUAUGGCAUAGUGAGAUGGUAAGAAAUUAAAUUUUAUUAGCCAAUUGAUGAAUAUUAAAAGUGGAAAGCUUUUGCUAUCAAACUGAGGGAGUCACGUGAUGUGUUUCACUUUAUUACAAGGGGACCACUCAAAGUUGCAUGAUUGGAAUUCAGGGAAACACAUGUGCAGCACCAUUCAAAGAAACAAACAGAACUUGUGGUGGUGUUGCUGUCUACUGCUUUAACUAGAUGGGAGUGGAAGAUAUAUAAAUAUGAAUUAUUAUGUAAUGUGAUGUUGGAGAUUCUUUCAUUUCUUUUUCUUUUUCUUUUUCUUUUUCUUUUUCUUUUUUUGUUAUUGUUUGUUGUUUUUUAUUCUUUUCAAUUUUUUUGUGGUGUUUUUCAAUUUUACUUGGAAAACAAUGACCAGUGAGUUGAAAGGAAGGAAGGUGUAUGUCACUCAAGUCUUCCCUCCUCUGGGUUUUGUUGUACUUUAUUGUAUUAUUGCUGAUUUCCUGGAAAGAAGAAGAAAAAAAACAAAGUGUAAAUAUUUUAAUCAGUUCUCCUUGUAUAUGGUGAAAGUGUUCAAUGUUGCACAUUUUGUGUUAUA
Molecule: messenger RNA, 1997 nt
Organism: Cicer arietinum (chickpea)
Lineage: Eukaryota; Viridiplantae; Streptophyta; Magnoliopsida; Fabales; Fabaceae
Product: basic leucine zipper 34
Biological process (GO): positive regulation of DNA-templated transcription
Cellular component (GO): nucleus
Molecular function (GO): DNA binding; DNA-binding transcription factor activity
Source: RefSeq, a predicted model, not a curated record